UUGGCCAGCCUUCCCAGAGUGGCAUGGAAAAAAAAAAGUUGAUGUCCCUUUCUUUCCAGUCUAAAUUUAGCUGAGGAGAAACAGCAGGAUUUUCUAAUCUUCUUUUGGUUUAUCAUAAAAAAUAACAUGUAAGCUCUGCUCCGUAGGGAAUGCAAAGGAUGCGCCACAUAAAAAAGACGCGUGAGAAGUUGAAAGCAGGGUUUGAGGCUGUUGAUCAACGGAUAUUCGUGGUUGUUUUUCUCAGGGGUACUAAACAGCUGACAUUAUAUUUUACACAUUAGAUGCCAUAAUUAUUCAACUGUUCCUAUUUCGGUGCUGUAACUCCUUCUCUUUGCAAACAAGCGCAGCACAAAGAGCUCGUCAGGUUUCUGAGGGAAAGCGGAGCGUCGACUCUGCCACUCAUUAAUGCUGUGGAGGAGCACAGGGCGGUUGCACGUUUGUAAUCCGACGGUGCUACAGCAACAUUUCUCAACAUCUCAGCUUGUUUGGAAGUUGAUUUGAUCAGCUAUCGACGCGCUAUUAUUAUAGCAGACAUAUGAGACCUAACGCGUAAAUGUUUGAUUGCUGUUUAAUUUAGAUUCUUCCAGUGGCAGGUAGAACCAUCGGUCUCUGUGUGAUUGUGGACAUAUCGUGGACAGUGUGUGGGAUUGGCUGGGCGGCACAAGUUGGAGGGCACCGAGAGGAGUUUGCAGGAUUCGCAAAUGAGAAGCACACUUCAGAACCAAGGACAGAGCCAAACAGCUGCCCGGCAAACAUGCCCAAAGUGAGCAUCAUCUGGAUUCUGUCUGUCUAAUGAAGCUCCUGACGAUUUCUGUAUUUAGUCUAUUGUUGCUCGACUUGUGUGAAGAAGACCAGCAAAUACAUCGAGGAAGAUCCUUCCACAAAAGAAAAUAUCAGAGAUGCUGUAUUCACUGAGAGAAAACUUGAAAGGAAACUGCAUCCAGGCUUUGUGAACAACAACCCAUCUCUACUUUAACCAUCUAAACCCUGUUACCAAUCCACCAUGCUGCAUGCAAUGCUGUGCUUCAAAUGGCGAGCCAAUCCUGUCCAUUAUUGGCCUGUCCACAUGUUCCUGUUGGAGCUGUUAAUACCAGGAGUCCUGCCAAGCAUCUCCAGAUUACCUCCUGCAGCCAAACGGGAGAUCAUCAUGGAUGGGGACUUGGUGAUUGGAGGCCUGUUCCCUGUGCAUGAGAAAGGUGAUGGGAUGGAGGACUGUGGGAAGAUCAAUGUUGAGAGAGGGAUCCAGAGAUUGGAGGCCAUGCUGCUGGCACUUGAUGAGAUUAACUCCAGCGAUCGCAUCCUUCCAGGACUCCAGCUGGGCGCCCACAUCCUGGACACCUGCUCCAAGGACACCUACGCUCUGGAGCAGUCCCUAGAUUUUGUUAGGGCCUCCCUCACCAAGGUGCACGAUCCAGGCUUCAUCUGCCCAGACGGCUCCAGACCCAUCCAAAAUGAGGUGCCGCUGGCCAUCUCGGGGGUUAUUGGAGGAUCCUACAGUGAUGUUUCCAUUCAGGUGGCCAACCUCCUGCGUUUGUUCCAGAUCCCUCAGAUUAGCUAUGCCUCCACUAGUGCAAAGCUCAGUGAUAAGACUCGCUAUGACUACUUUGCCCGCACUGUGCCCCCUGACUUCUACCAGGCCAAGGCCAUGGCUGAGAUUCUGCGUUACUUCAACUGGACCUAUGUCUCAACAGUAGCAUCUGAGGGGGACUACGGUGAGACGGGCAUAGAUGCCUUCCAGCAGGAGGCCCGCACUCGCCAAAUCUGCAUUGCCACUUCAGCUAAAGUGAGCCGCUCCAUGAACCGUCAGGGCUAUGACAAUGUGAUCCGCUCCCUGCAGCAGAAGUCCAACGCCAAGGUGGUCAUCCUGUUCACCCGCAGUGAGGAUGCCCGUGAGCUGCUUGUGGCUGCUGCUCGAAUGAAUGUUAGCCUCAUCUGGGUGGCCAGUGACGGAUGGGGAGCACAGGAGAGUGUGGUGAGGGGCAGCGAGACUGCAGCAGAAGGGGCCUUUACCAUUGAACUAGCAUCCUACCCAAUCAGAGAGUUUGAAGACUACUUCACCAAGCUGAACCCAUACACCAACAUGAGGAACCCAUGGUUCAAAGAGUUCUGGGAGCACCGGUUUGGCUGCAGCCUUCAAGAGCCCGGCUGCAGUGAGCACAGCUUACGAGAUGGAACUUUUGAGCAGGAGUCAAAGAUCAUGUUUGUGGUAAAUGCUGUGUAUGCCAUGGCGUAUGCUCUGCACAACAUGAGGCAAGCAGUAUGCUCCAACACUUCUAAGGUCUGUGAUGCAAUGAAACCAGGUAAUGGCAAAAGAUUCUACAAGGAGUUCAUCUUAAAGACCAAGUUUGAAGCUCCUUUCAGACCUGCUGACACGGAGAGCAUGGUGCGUUUUGACUCUGUUGGUGACAGCAUCAGCCGCUACAACAUAUUUCAUUACCACAAAGAAGAGGGGAAGUACAUCUAUAGGAAAGUUGGCUACUGGGACCAGAUACUGACCCUGAACAACUCCCUGGUAGCCUGGCGUGGCCAUAUUCCUCCGACCUCACAGUGUAGCGAUCCCUGCAGGAAGAAUGAGAUAAAGAGCAUGCAGCCAGGAGAUGUGUGCUGCUGGAUUUGCAUUCCCUGUCAGCCCUACCAGUACCUGCAGGAUGAGUUUACUUGUGCUGACUGUAGCUUUGGUCAGUGGCCUCUGGCUAACUUGACUGGCUGCUUUGAUCUGCCUGAAGAGUACAUUCGCUGGGAGGAUGCAUGGGCUAUUGGGCCUGUUACUAUCUCCUGUCUUGGUAUACUUUGCACCCUUUCUGUAGUGGCCUUGUUCUUUAAACACAAUGAAACACCUGUGGUUAAAGCAAGUGGACGUGAGCUCUCCUACAUCCUCUUGCUGGGAGUCCUGAUGUGCUACAGCAUAACCUUCAUCUACAUCGCCAAACCUUCCACUGCCGUUUGCACACUGCGCCGACUAGGCCUGGGAACCUCAUUCGCUGUGUGCUACUCAGCCCUGCUAACCAAGACCAACCGCAUCGCUCGGAUCUUCAGUGGGGUGAAGGAUGGCGCUCAGAGGCCCCGCUUCAUCAGCCCAGCCUCUCAAGUAGCAAUAUGUGGUGCUCUGAUCUCCUGCCAGCUGCUGGUGGCUGUUAUCUGGCUGCUGGUGGAGGUGCCAGGGGUUCGGAAGGAGGUGAGCCCAGAGAGGAGAGACGUGGUUACCCUGAAGUGCAACAGCAGGGACACCAGCAUGCUUGUGUCCCUCACCUACAACUGCAUCCUCAUCAUCCUCUGCACUGUCUAUGCUUUCAAGACAAGAAAGUGCCCUGAGAACUUCAAUGAGGCCAAGUUCAUUGGGUUUACCAUGUACACCACCUGCAUCAUCUGGCUUGCCUUCCAGCCCAUCUUCUAUGUUACUGCCAGUGACUACAGGGUGCAGACCACUACCAUGUGUAUUUCUGUAAGUCUGAGUGGGUCGGUGGUUCUUGGCUGUCUUUUUGCCCCCAAAAUCCACAUCAUCCUGUUUCAGCCCCAGAAAAAUGUGGCCACCCUCAGAGUCACAACCAACCGCUUCAGUGCCACAGUCUCAACUUCUGCCUCCGCUCCCAGUUCCAGCUACUCAAAAGGAUCAGCCUCCAACUAUGUGCCAACAGUUUGUAACGGCCGCGAGGUGGUGGACUCUACAACAUCGUCUUUGUGAAAAAAAAAAAAAAAAAAAAAAAUCCUUUCUAAGCACAAGAGACCUUCCCAUCAUUAUUCAUCCGUCCCUGGAAACCCUUGUUCCAUCUCACAUAUUGCAGAGAGAUAACUGCGAGAGGAGACUGACAGCGGCAAGAGUAACUCCAACUGUGAAAGCUAAAUGAUGUUCCUGCAUCGAGCAGUUUGUAUCAACUGUAAAGCCUUUUUGUAUAGAUUAAAAAUGCUGUGAUCUUCUUGGUUUACAGAUAGAUGUGAUUAAAUGCACCGUGCCUUGUCCUCAAGAGUCUUGUUGUCAAAUGGGUGGUUGUGAAGCAAUAGUGUAUUACAAAAGGCUAUUCUUAUCUUGUACCAACAGUGCUGUGAAUAUAUCCAGAUGUUUUAGAUAUUGACAAAAAAAAAAGUGAGAAAAAGAUGUGCUUUGAAAUAAAUUUAGUCCUUCUGUUAAAUGUGUGAUUAAUCAUAGUGAAUGAUAAAAACUAGGCAACUAGACAAUAUACAGGACAUGUGUUUAUGUAGACUGAUAUCAAAGUGUGUUUUCUUGUAAUUUAUGUAAAUAAGAUGUUUUUUUAAUAUUAAAAGACUGAAUUCCA
Molecule: messenger RNA, 4271 nt
Organism: Melanotaenia boesemani (Boeseman's rainbowfish)
Lineage: Eukaryota; Metazoa; Chordata; Actinopteri; Atheriniformes; Melanotaeniidae
Gene: grm2b
Product: glutamate receptor, metabotropic 2b
Exons: 6
Coding region: 1004-3682 (892 amino acids)
Biological process (GO): regulation of synaptic transmission, glutamatergic; G protein-coupled glutamate receptor signaling pathway
Cellular component (GO): membrane
Molecular function (GO): group II metabotropic glutamate receptor activity
Source: RefSeq, a predicted model, not a curated record